Triticum dicoccoides is the source of this 1144-nucleotide messenger RNA. RefSeq names its product aquaporin SIP1-1-like. Gene Ontology annotation, cellular component: membrane. The record is from RefSeq and is a predicted model, not a curated record. The transcript is spliced from 3 exons. Gene Ontology annotation, biological process: transmembrane transport. Gene Ontology annotation, molecular function: water channel activity. NCBI's taxonomy places the organism in Eukaryota, Viridiplantae, Streptophyta, Magnoliopsida, Poales, Poaceae. Bases 222 to 956 code for a protein of 244 amino acids.
AUAGGAUAUCAUAGCAGUAUCGUCGGUGUUCUGUUGGCGUUGGGUUGUUAGGCGAGAGGGACGGAGGGCGUGCUCCCUCCCUCCAAUCUUCUUCUCUUCUUUUUCAUCUUUCUCUUGUGCUGUGUGCCAAGCCAGACCCAUACAUACACCCAACCCAACCCACCAAUCACUGCCAGCAGCGACGACGGAGUGAGGGAAGCAAGCACGGAAGGAACGCUCGGAUGGCGAUGGGAACGGCUGUGCGGGAGGCGGCGGCGGACGGCGUCGUGACCUUCCUCUGGGUGCUCUGCGUCUCCACGCUCGGCGCCUCCACGGCCGCCGUCACCACCUACCUCAGCCUGCACGAGGGGAUCCACUACGCCCUCCUCGUCACCGUCUCCAUCCUCGCCCUCCUCCUCUUCGCCUUCAACCUCCUCUGCGACGCCCUCGGCGGCGCCAGCUUCAACCCCACCGGCGUCGCCGCCUUCUACGCCGCGGGCCUCACCAGCCCCUCGCUAUUCUCCAUCGCGCUCCGCCUACCAGCGCAGGCCGCCGGAGCCGUGGGCGGAGCUCUGGCCAUCUCCGAGCUGAUGCCGGAGCAGUACAAGCACAUGCUCGGCGGACCCUCGCUCAAGGUGGAUCCCCACACCGGCGCCGUCGCUGAAGGGGUGCUCACCUUCGUCAUCACCUUUGCCGUCCUCUGCAUCAUCGUCAAGGGACCCCGCAACCCCAUCGUCAAGACAGCGAUGCUCUCAGUCUCCACCGUCAGCCUCGUCCUCACCGGCGCCGCGUACACCGGCCCCUCCAUGAACCCUGCCAACGCCUUUGGUUGGGCGUAUGUUAACAAUCUGCACAACACCUGGGAGCAGCUGUACGUGUACUGGAUAUGCCCCUUCAUCGGUGCCAUUCUCGCUGCGUGGACCUUCAGGGCCGUGUUCCCGCCACCGGCCCCUAAGCCCAAGACCAAGAAAGCAUGAUGAACUCAAGCACAAACUUUGACUUAGCAAUUGGGGGACCUGAAGAAGGGAACAUGGUUUGCUAGGGAAUAAUUUGGAAGGCCUGUAUUUAAUCCCCUCAACAUUACAUCGAUGUUUAACUUAAAAGUGAUAAUUUAUCAGUCAUUCAUGUUUACCAUGUGCUUUAUAUUUAUCUUUUUUUAGAGUUU